UUUCCCUAACAAAGGACCAGGCAGAAAUGAUGCACAGGACGUUAUCUUCGGCAUGGAGAAAGGAAAGCAACAGGGAAGCGUUUGAACGGGAAAGAGUCUGCAUAGAUCGCGAAGUGAAGGAGGCAUGGCUGAGGUGGAGAUGGACCCUGAGCUGGCCCUCGGGCUGUUUGAGGAGGGGGCCACGCUGGUGUUGCUGGGAGUGCCUGAGGGCACAGAGCUGGGCAUCGACUACAACACCUGGCAAGUGGGGCCACGCUUCCGUGGCGUCAAGAUGAUCCCACCGGGGCUCCACUUUCUGCACUACAGUGCUUCCAACAGGCCUGACUGUGGUGGGGAGGUAGGGCCUCGCACCGGGGUCUUCCUCAACCUCAAGCCCCGAGACAUCCGCCUGGCUCGGUGGGACGGGGCCGAGGAAGACUUGGACUUCUCCAACUCUCAGGAGGAGGAAGUGGAGCGCAUCCGAGCCGGGCUGCGAGACCUGGAUCGUUUCCUGGGGCCGUAUCCCUACGGCACGCUGCGCAAGUGGGUCUCGCUGACUGACCGCAUGACCGAAGAAGGUGUGCGCAGUCUGCAGCCCCUGAGUGGCAAGAUCUGCGCCUUCGCCCAGGUGCUACCCGAGCUCGCCCUGAGGCACACCCAGGACCGACUGGAGCAGAACCUGCCAUCCUACGACAGCGAGUGCCACAGCAUGCAGGAGGGGCUGGAGCGGCUGCCAAAGAUGAAGCAGAGACCCGGCACAGAGAUGCGCUUCUCUGAGAUCCCCAAGCAGAACUACCCUGAAGGGGCCACCCCUGCCCAGAUCACUCGGUGCAGCAUGGACCUUACCUACGCCCUGCAGAGCGUGAUUGACCGCUAUUACAAGCAAGAUCCGCAGCAGAUACUGGGGGAGCUGCAGUUUGCCUUUGUCUCUUUCCUGAUUGGGAACGUGUACGAGAGCUUCGAGCACUGGCAGAAGCUUGUGAACCUGCUGUGCCGCUCGGAGGAGGCCAUGCAGAGGCACCUCAGCCUCUACCUGAACCUCAUCUCUGUCCUGUACCACCAGCUUGGGGAGAUCCCACCGGACUUCUUCGUAGACAUUGUCUCUAAGGACAAUUUCCUCACCUCCACGUUACAGGAGUUCUUCUCGUUUGCUGCUGGCCCCGAUGUUGACGCCACUCUGCGGAAACGGGCAGAGAAGUUCAAGUCCCACCUGACCAAGAAGUUCCGCUGGGAUUUCGAGCCAGAUCCUGAGGAGUGUGCCCCUGUAGUGGUGGAGCUGCCGGAGGGUGUGACGCUGGACUGAACCUCACCCCCUUACCAGCCUCUUGCACCCCACACACACCACGGAGUGACCUUCUGAACAACACCGGAUUGAUAUUUUAUAAUUGGGUCAGCUUCCCAUAUUCCGUUGUCUGUGGAGUACAGUCAAACCAGCUGAUAGCUAUCACAAAAUGAGCUUUUUAGAGGCAAACUAAUAUUUUGUAAUGGCAGUACCAAGCCCAGAAACAGUGUAAAUAAAAUAUGCUAUCAGGGGUAUGACAUCCUUUUAAUAAUGUUUUUUUUUCUGCUUUGAGUGUUAAAAUUAAGUCUGUAUGAAGUGUCUUAUGCGGUUAAACCACACCAAGGUGACAGUAACUUUUUAUGCAUGGCAUAAAUAUUUUCUCUGUGGCUCAUGUAUUUAGUAAAUAUAAUGCUACAUUGCAUUGUUUGUGCCCUUGUGUAAGUACAUGAUGCUGAAGUCCUUUCAGUUUUAAAAUUAUCCACUGGGUGGCAGACUUCAGCCAGGAUUUACUUGUUUGAAUUAAUCAGGCCCCCUUUUUUUUUAGUCGUGCUUAUGAUUUGUGAAAGAAUAAUAAAGCUGCCCAUUUUAGGCAUACUUGUGAGAAACAACUCUUCAGGUUACUAUAACGACUUACAUGUUUUGUAAACAUUAACUUUGAAUUUUCCAGUCUUGGAAAACACUCACUGCAGUAAACAUUUUUAAUAAAAAGGGACCUUGUUUUUUUUGUAUUAAAAGACUAUGACAACA
Acipenser ruthenus (sterlet) is the source of this 2008-nucleotide messenger RNA. RefSeq names its product protein AAR2 homolog. The coding region runs from base 125 to 1282 and encodes 385 amino acids. Lineage: Eukaryota; Metazoa; Chordata; Actinopteri; Acipenseriformes; Acipenseridae. The transcript has 4 exons. Gene Ontology annotation, biological process: spliceosomal tri-snRNP complex assembly. The record is from RefSeq and is a predicted model, not a curated record.